AUGCAGUCAUCCAGCCCAUCUGAAGAUGGGGGUCAUCGGAUGCGAGAAAGGAGCAGUUCUACGGUAUCCACCUCUUCUUCGCGAGUGUUAAUGGUGGGCUCGAAUUUCGAGGUUGGGGUAAAGAUUGGUGGCAGCAAAUUGAGAAUAGGCAAGAAUUUUAACACCAAUCAACCUGUUUUCAUCAAGUUGGAGCACCUUGAACUGGAAGCACCCCUACUUAACAAGGAGCAUAAACUUUACCGGAUGAUAUGGCUCCACAAAAACACAACUGUCCUACCUCAAGUGUACUAUUUUGGGCCUUAUGGCAAAAAGAACAACGCAAUGGCCAUGGAGCUAAUGGGCCACAGCUUGGAAGACCUUUUUGACUUGUGUGGUCGGAAGUUUACCUUGAAAACAGUCUUAUUGAUUGCCUUACAGUUGAAAAAGAAUCUAAAUCUUUUAGUAAAGAUGGUGCACAGUCACAAUAUCAUCCACUGUGAUGUCAGAUCAGGAAACUUUCUUGUCGACCGGAGUGAAAAUAACAAGGAAAAAAUGAUCCACAUAAUCGAUUUUGGUCUCGCAAAGAAGUAUUUUGAUGAUGUCACCAGAGACAAAAUGCCUGAACAACAAAGUGAAAUGGGCACAGCUUUGUCUGUUGCUUCUCCCCCCGUCACUUUGUCUCCUCAAGUGGUUGUCCCUGAUGAAAAUCCACUGGCUGACGACGAAGUUGACUGGGUUUUGGCAUCCAUGGAUUUGGAAUUCUUACUCUUCCGUCUUCCCCACCUGUUUCCUUUCUAA
This is a messenger RNA of Daphnia pulicaria, 777 nucleotides long. Its product is annotated as casein kinase I-like. Gene Ontology annotation, cellular component: plasma membrane; nucleus; cytoplasm. Gene Ontology annotation, biological process: signal transduction; positive regulation of canonical Wnt signaling pathway; endocytosis. The transcript is spliced from 5 exons. The coding region runs from base 1 to 777 and encodes 258 amino acids. The record is from RefSeq and is a predicted model, not a curated record. Gene Ontology annotation, molecular function: protein serine/threonine kinase activity; ATP binding. Lineage: Eukaryota; Metazoa; Arthropoda; Branchiopoda; Diplostraca; Daphniidae.